GUGGACAUGUGGGAUCCAGGCUGCAGUCACUCCAGCCAGAAAGCUGCUCCCUCAAAGAGGGCCCACCUUCAGGUCUUCCCCUGCACCGUGUCCCAGCUGCACACUGCCGCUCAGCUCAGCAAUGACUGCUUCUCAGUCUGGGACUUUGAGCUCAACCAGGUUUCUAUUGUUGGAAUCGUGAGAGGAUUCGCUCCGUUUCUGACCAAUGUUCAGUACUUGGUGGACGACAUGACCGGUCCCCCCAUGAAUGUGAAGCUGUGGAUUACCAUGGAAGACUGUCUGCCAGCCUCAGCUUCUCCAGGCUCGUAUGUUAAGGUCAUCGGAAGCCUACGCACCCACGCUGGACAAAGGUCUCUGCUGGCCAUGAACAUCCGGUGCGUCUCAGACUUGAACGAGAUCAGCUCCCACAUGUUGGAAGUGGUGCACGCUCAUCUGCACCUCAGCAGGAAGGUCUUUGAUGUGAACAUGAACAGCACCGUGGUGCCGCGGCCUGACUGGAGCAGCGGGGUGCAUCUCCAAGCGGGUCUGUCCACGGUCCAGGACCAGGUUCUGCAUCUGAUCCGGGUGUUCUCUGUCCACGAUGAAGGCAUUGCUUUGUCUUACCUGAGAACUCAGCUGGAUCACAUCAGCAUGACAGACAUCAGGUCUUCCUUGGAGUUCCUCCUAAACGAAGGUCACAUCUUUUACACCAUUGAUGAGAAUCAUUUCAAGUCUGCAUAAGAUCGGCUCCCAGUGGAAGAUGAAGGAAACUGGUCCUGGACCAGUUCUGAAACAAAGCAAUCAAUGAUUAUUUAGCGCUUUCUGCCAGAAGCGGCCAUCUUUGUUUAGAGUUUUUCUUUGAUCCCGGUUCCUGAUCUG
This is a messenger RNA of Cyprinodon tularosa, 858 nucleotides long. Its product is annotated as replication protein A 32 kDa subunit-like. Bases 7 to 720 code for a protein of 237 amino acids. The record is from RefSeq and is a predicted model, not a curated record. Lineage: Eukaryota; Metazoa; Chordata; Actinopteri; Cyprinodontiformes; Cyprinodontidae. The transcript has 9 exons. Gene Ontology annotation, biological process: nucleotide-excision repair; DNA replication; double-strand break repair via homologous recombination. Gene Ontology annotation, molecular function: DNA binding. Gene Ontology annotation, cellular component: chromosome, telomeric region; nucleus; site of double-strand break.